CCUUGAAAAUGAGUUAGCACUGGCAACACUGUUCAGAGUCACACUCCGGCACAUAGGUGGCAGUGUUUUAACUCUCUCGCAACCCGGCAGUGAAUCCGCUGGAGAAAUAUGAUCCGUAUUCCGUAAUGCUUCUGUUGAAUCAUUUGCAGUAAACAUUUGGAAGGCUUAUAGAAAUAAAAAACCCGUUACGUUGCUUUUUUGGCAGCACUUGUCAUGAAGAUGACUGAGGAAGACAACGCAGUUGGGCCACCUGUUACUGAAGAGGAUGUUCGACUGCUAAUAAAAAGAAAGGAUGACAUUGAAGAGCAAAUUAAAGCAUAUGACGACAUGCUCAGAACCCAGGCAGGUGUAGGCAUGGAUGGUCCUUUGGUUGAUGUGGAAGGCUUUCCUCGUGCAGAUGUGGAUUUGUAUAAGGUCCGAACAGCAAGGCACAAUAUCUCUUGUUUACAGAAUGAUCACAAAUCUAUCAUGGUGGAGAUCGAGGAGGCCCUUCAUAAGCUGCAUGCCACAGCAAGGGUCAAACCUGAGAAGGAUGAGACAAAGAUGGAAGUCACUGAGCCGGCUGUGUCUCUGUCAGCCCCGUUCGCACUGGUGGACACUGUAACACAGGGCUCCCCUGCUUUUCAGGCCGGUUUGCGAGUCGGUGAUGAGAUUAUAGAGUUGGGGUCUGUCAAUACACAAAACUUCAGGAAUCUGCGCGACAUCGCUUCUGUUGUCCAACAUAGUGAAGGGAAAUCCCUACGUGUUGGAUUGCUUCGAAGUGGACAAGAAAUGCAUCUUAGUUUGACUCCGAAGCAAUGGUCUGGUAGAGGACUACUAGGGUGCAACUUGGUGCCUCUCCAGAGAUGACCAGUGAAAGGACGAGGAUCAUCUUUAUGGCAAACAUCACAACUCUUUUGCACUAAAUAAAUUUGCAGUGGGUUAACUUUAAUUUUGCUUUUGCAUUCAUUGUAAAUAAAUUACCAAGGAGAAAUGACAGACUAUUCAGUUUCAGACUUAAUCUGUCAGAAAGGAUGAACAGAAUUUAUUAGCAAGGUUUUCACUAACCUUUGUCUCUUUUUGAAUUUCUUGCAUCCAUUUUUUUUUUAAUUCUUGUUCUAAAAUUGGUGUAUUGUGGAACAAAUCUGGCAAGAGGCUCAUUUUAAUGUUAAAAAAGCUUAAUGUUAAGACCAGAGUCAUUCUGAAAAGCCUGGGUUCUGAUGCAUGAAGCUGUAUUAACUUUGUUACAGUUGCAUUAGAACAACACCAGGGUGAGUAAAUAAAGUCUGAAUUUUUUUUAUUUUUGGGUGAAUUAUCCUUUUAAUAUGAGUGAAAAACAUAUUACAGUGUUUCAAUCUUUUCUUAUUAUAUGCAAAUCAGAUUAAAAACUGACUUGGAAACCUGUCA
This is a messenger RNA of Cyprinus carpio (common carp), 1386 nucleotides long. RefSeq names its product 26S proteasome non-ATPase regulatory subunit 9-like. Gene Ontology annotation, molecular function: protein binding. Gene Ontology annotation, cellular component: cytoplasm; nucleus. The record is from RefSeq and is a predicted model, not a curated record. Gene Ontology annotation, biological process: proteasome regulatory particle assembly. NCBI's taxonomy places the organism in Eukaryota, Metazoa, Chordata, Actinopteri, Cypriniformes, Cyprinidae.